This is a messenger RNA of Manduca sexta (tobacco hornworm), 2127 nucleotides long. RefSeq names its product probable cytosolic Fe-S cluster assembly factor GL21135. The record is from RefSeq and is a predicted model, not a curated record. Gene Ontology annotation, biological process: iron-sulfur cluster assembly. Gene Ontology annotation, cellular component: cytosolic [4Fe-4S] assembly targeting complex. Gene Ontology annotation, molecular function: 4 iron, 4 sulfur cluster binding. The transcript is spliced from 8 exons. Lineage: Eukaryota; Metazoa; Arthropoda; Insecta; Lepidoptera; Sphingidae. Bases 116 to 1564 code for a protein of 482 amino acids.
UUCAAAAUCCAAAUGUCAAAACGGAUGUCACAGUCAGCUGUAUUUAUUGCCUACUGUUUUGCAAUCGCAUUUUUACGAAAAAGGUUUUAUUUAAUAAAAUAAAUAAUAUAUAGCCAUGGCUUCCCGUUUCAGUGGCGCGUUGCAAUUGACAGAUCUUGACGACUUCAUCACUCCGUCACAGGAAUGCAUAAAGCCAGUAAAGAUCGAAAAGACAAAGACUAAAACUGGUGCGAAAAUAAAGAUAGGCCAAGAUGGCUACUUCGACGUGUCCAAUGGGAGACAACAGAAGUUACAGAAAGUGGAGAUAACGCUGGCAGACUGCUUGGCUUGCAGUGGUUGCAUUACUUCUGCGGAGAGUGUGCUGGUCACAAAGCAAAGCCAGGAGGAGUUACUGAGAGUGUUUGCAGAAAAGAAGUUCACAAACAAUAAAGGCGUGGUGCAAGAUGUGAGUCUGAUUGUAAUAUCCUUAUCGCCACAGCCUGUGUUGUCGCUGGCGGCCAGAUACGGGCUCACAGCUGAGGAAGCUACCACUAAAUUAACAGGUUACUUCAAGAGUUUAGGUGCGCACUUGGUGCUGGAUAUGACAGUAGCCGAAGAUCUGUCGCUGUUGGAGGCGCAGCAGGAGUUCCUGCAGAGGUAUCAGGACCAUCAGAAUGAUCCCACAUCAAAGAAGUUGCCAAUGCUUGCUAGUUCUUGUCCAGGCUGGGUGUGUUACGCAGAGAAAACCCACGGAAACUUCAUCCUCCCCUACAUAUCGACAACCAAGUCCCCACAGCAGAUAAUGGGCACACUCGUCAAACAGUACCUGUCCAGCAUUAGACAGUUGUCCCCAGCGGAGAUAUACCACGUGACCGUGAUGCCCUGCUACGAUAAGAAGCUAGAAGCGUCCAGGGAAGACUUCUACAGCGAUAUACUGAACUGCCAUGAUGUGGAUUGUGUUAUUACUGCCAUCGAGCUAGAACAAAUGCUGGGCACGGACAAGUCCCUGAGUGAAGUAGAGAGCGUGCCCCUGGACUGUCCGUGGCCGGAGAGCCCCGGCGCGGCGCCGGCCCUGCGGCGGCACGGCGGCUCGGGCUCCGGCGGGUACGCCGACCACGUGUUCACGUAUGCCGCAGAGGUGCUGUUCGGGGAGGCUAAUGCUAAGCUCGUCUAUAAGAAUUUGAGGAAUCCAGACUUCCGAGAAGUGACAUUAGAGAAAGACGGUAAGGAGGUGCUAAAGUUCGCCAUCGCGAACGGCUUCAGAAACAUACAGAACCUAGUACAGAAGCUGAAGCGGGGCAAGUCGCCUUACCAUUACGUAGAAGUCAUGGCGUGUCCGUCAGGUUGCCUGAACGGCGGCGCACAAGUCCGUCCGGCGCCCGGCGACAACAGCCGCGAGCUGGUGUCGCAGCUACAAGACAUGUACUCGCGCCUGCCGCCCGCCGCGCCCGCCGACAACAAGCUCGCGCUGCAGCUCUACGCCGACUGGCUCCACGGACGCCACUCCGACAAGGCGCGCGCCACGCUGCACACCGCUUACCACGCGCUGGAGAAGAACGAUAUAGCACUCAAUAUUAAAUGGUAGAAUAUAGCACAAAUGUUAACUGAGCUGAAUAGGGAUAGUGGUUUUGGUUUGUUAUUAAACGAAUUUUGAUAAUGUUCAGUUUGCUCCAUCUCUCUGUGAGGUGAUCACAAGAUCAAUUCCUAUUUCUGCAUCGUCCUAUACAACUAAUUUUACUGUAUAAGCAAAAAAUAAAAUCCAAGUAUUUUUAAUAAAUUACCUAUGCAUGUAUAAUGCAAAGAUUUUAUAUUAUGUGACAUAGCCUUAAUGUAAUAGCGAAAAAGAGAUGUAAAUAAUUGUUGUGAAAAGGAUAAAUUGUUACCCCCCUAUUCAUAGACGUUAUUUAUCUAAGGAACAUUGCUGUGAUAACAAGUCUGUUUCUCAGUGCUGACGGCAUGGCAGCCUUCGCAGUGCGUAGACAUAGGGCAGUUGUGAUUGGCUAAUAUUGAAAUACAACUCUAAUCUAGUUGGCUGUCAGAUCAACACGGGCGAGAAAAAGACUGUUUAUCACAACAAUGCUCCGUUCUUAGAUAAAUAACGUCUAUGAAUAAAGGGGUUAGUUUAUAAGUCGAUGGUUUAAUUACGAA